AUGAUAUCAAACUCUCCAGAUGCUUUCCAUCAUACAAGAAUGAUGCAGCUGCAGCUCAAAUCAUCAAAUGCCAAAUUACAACAAAUGGAACAUAAAUCACAUAAUAAUAUUGUAUCAGAAUAUCAAUUAAAUAUGUUGGAACAUUUAUUAUCAAUUGAAUUAAAUACUUUACCAAACUUAUUAUUAAUAGAACAACAACCAGAAAUCAAAAUAAGUAUGAGACCGUUAUUGUUGGAUUUUUUAAUGGAGGUUAUAACAAUUUUAAAUUUAUCAAGAUCAACAUUUCCCUUAACAGUAAAUUUAAUUGAUAGAUAUUGUUCAACUAGAAUUGUUAAAAAGCAACAUUAUCAAUUAUUAGGAUUAACGAGUUUAUGGAUAAGUUGUAAAAAUUUAGAUUCAAAAUUCAGAAUUCCAACAUUAAAUGAUUUAAGAAAAAUCUGUGUUGAUUCGUAUAAUAAAGAAUUAUUCAUAGAAAUGGAAAAACACAUAUUAAAAUCAUUAGAAUGGCAAAUAAAUAGUCCAACUUUUGAUUCAUUUGUUGAUGUAUUUUUAAAUUUAUUAAUAUCAACUGGUGAUACAAAUUCAUUAAUUAUAAAGAAAAAUUUUCAAAAAAUUAGAAUUUCUUCAUAUUAUUUAGGUGAAUUAUUUCAAUUUUAUCCAAAUUUAUAUUUUGAAUAUUCUUCAUCACAAAUUGCUAUAUUAGCAAUAAUGUCAAGUAUAUCAACAUUGGUAUUACCAAUAAAUAUUAUGAAUAUUUUAACAUUUUAUAAUUCAUUAUUAGAUAAUCAAACUAUAAAAUUAUCAAUUGAAAAUUAUCAACAUGUUUUUAAAUUAAUUAAAACUUUAGCAUUACCAAAUAGUAUACAACAAAAAUAUGGUAUUACCAAUAAUCAAUACAACAGUUCAAAUCAAAACAAUAAUGAUGGUUCAAAUAAUUUGAUUUUCAAUAACAACAAGAAGAAUAAUUUAACUAAUAGACAUUUACCACCAAAAACUCCAAAAGUAUCUAUGCCUUUGACCCCAGGACCAAGUCCAGAAGAGAAAAUUGAUAGAAAAAGACGCUGUGAUACUCAAAUGAUGGAUCAACUGAUGGUAAAUAAUAUGAACAUCAACAAUAAUAAUGCUCAUUCACAACAACAUCAACAACAAUAUGUAGAUCAUAACAAUCAUCAAUAUCAACACUCAAGAAAGAAGAGUUGUAUAAAUUCUGGAGUUAGAAUAUAG
Messenger RNA from Lodderomyces jiufengensis, 1224 nucleotides. It is a transcript of the gene CLN3, whose product is annotated as cyclin. NCBI's taxonomy places the organism in Eukaryota, Fungi, Ascomycota, Pichiomycetes, Serinales, Debaryomycetaceae. The record is from RefSeq and is a predicted model, not a curated record. Gene Ontology annotation, biological process: regulation of cyclin-dependent protein serine/threonine kinase activity; mitotic cell cycle phase transition. Bases 1 to 1224 code for a protein of 407 amino acids. Gene Ontology annotation, cellular component: cytoplasm; cyclin-dependent protein kinase holoenzyme complex; centrosome. The transcript has a single exon. Gene Ontology annotation, molecular function: cyclin-dependent protein serine/threonine kinase regulator activity.